This is a messenger RNA of Contarinia nasturtii (swede midge), 5018 nucleotides long. RefSeq names its product protein lozenge (gene RunxA). The record is from RefSeq and is a predicted model, not a curated record. Bases 1418 to 3085 code for a protein of 555 amino acids. The transcript has 8 exons. Gene Ontology annotation, molecular function: RNA polymerase II cis-regulatory region sequence-specific DNA binding; DNA-binding transcription factor activity, RNA polymerase II-specific; ATP binding. Gene Ontology annotation, biological process: regulation of DNA-templated transcription. Lineage: Eukaryota; Metazoa; Arthropoda; Insecta; Diptera; Cecidomyiidae. Gene Ontology annotation, cellular component: nucleus.
UGUGUGCAGGCGGCAAUAGCAAGCAAACAGCACCAGCUAGCCUAACAUCCAUGUGAAUCCGUGAAAUGCCAAUAUUUACGAAAAGUUGUGGCAACGACAAGCAACAUCAUCAGCAGUAGAGCAGUGGCAGGAGCAUCGAAAACGAGAUACAUUGAACACGACACACGAGAGAAAAUCAUAUACACAUACGAGUAGUGAAUAGUCGGGAACAGAGCACACAUCGAAUUCAUACGAUGAAUGACCAUUAUCAAGUGAACAGUGUUUUUUGAAGUUCGCCGCUAAAACAACGUCAAUCCAUCGAGCAACAAAAUUCAAUUUUCCAUUUCGAAUGCGACAAUUUUUGAUAGUUUUUCGGUACAAAGAGAAACAUUUAGUUUUGCGAAAAUUCUCAUUUUGUGCAUGUUUUUGAGAGUGAAACUUUUCUUCGAAUUUAGUGGGAAAUAAGUCAUUCACAUCGAUUGUGGCAGUUAAAAAAAAUCUGUGCGAAUAACAAUGAUGCGUUAAAUGAAUUACAAGUUGGACAUUACAAAAAAGUCGAGUCAACUAACGGGCCAACAAUUAACUCAAAACAAGUGUGUUACUUGUCGCCCAUAAACGAGACACAUUCAACGACACAGUGAUAAAAGAGAUUGAAUGACAGAAAAAAACGGAGUGUACGCGCGAAUAUAUAUCGCUUAAAUGACCAUAUCAUGUUGAACAAUUGAUUUUUGCAGUGCACUUUUUUUUGAGGUAAAACAUAACGUUACCAACAUCACACUAAACGCCUAACAAAUACAACAAGCGCCACGGACUAAAGAACUCAAUUGAUGUGUUAAACCAGUAGAUAAAAACAAAAACAAAAAGAGUCCGUUGAACGCAACCAAAAACCAUCGCUUAAAUACUUAAAUACUACCGCCACCAAAUACAUAUCUGAACUUUGGGGGGUGAAAACAACACACAAAAUCGGCGUUAACUAACUAACUCCAUUUCCAACCAGAAUCUACUAGACACAUUUUCCGAAAAAAAAGAAUGCUGUGUUUUCAAUUGCAUUCAUACAGUUAGUUCUUUGGCAGUGUGACAUUACAAGUGAACUGGGCAAAAAAAACCAGCGGGUAAAAAAACAUAAUUUUUUCUCGUCAGUGAAUUUUCCUCGCCAAACGCAUAAAAGAGACCCGAUCGAAAAAGGGCGAGAAAGAGAGAGAGAGAGAAAAAAAUGCGCGAAUGAGCGCUCACAUCAACUGCGAAAAUUGACCAACAUCGCCACCAACGCGAUAUUUACUUAGCACAAUUGUUAAUAGCAUAAAUCAACACAUUUCGAAGAGGAAAAAAAAAGUAAAACCGCAUCAAAGUCGAGCAGCAAAAGAACCGCUGCUUCGUUUUUUUUAAAUACAGUUGAACAAUUUAAUUUGCAAAAAUUCGGAAGAAAAUCACCAACAAAAUGCAUCUUACCGGUAAUACAACAAACAAUCUAAACAGCAGUGGCACAAAUACCGGAAGCAAUACAACACCAACAAAUGGUGGAACAUCGGCCACUGCCUCGGGCACAUCAAGUGAAAAUACAUCGCCGCCAACAGCAGCCAGUCUAUUGAACGAUGCAUACACCAAAAUGACAUCGGACAUAUUAGCCGAACGUACAUUGGGCGACUUUCUGUCCGAGCAUCCAGCAUAUUAUUCAAAAGGUGAAUUGAUACGAACGGGUAGCCCGUUGUUUGUCUGUACCGUUCUACCCCAGCACUGGCGAUCGAACAAAACGUUGCCAGUUGCAUUUAAAGUCGUUUCACUUGGUGAUAUUGGCGAUGGUACGAUGGUCACUGUAAAAGCUGGCAACGAUGAAAAUUACAGCGCUGAAUUGAGAAAUUGUUCGGCCGUUAUGAAAAAUCAAGUAGCUAAAUUCAAUGACUUACGAUUUGUGGGCAGAUCAGGCCGCGGUAAAAGCUUUACAUUAACAAUAACAGUAUCAACCAGCCCUCCGCAAAUUACUACAUACAACAAAGCGAUAAAAGUAACCGUUGAUGGACCCAGAGAACCACGUUCAAAGACAAUGCUAUCUCUUUUAGGGCAACAACAGCAAUUUCAUUUUGCAUUCGGUCAGCGUCCAUUUCAUUUUCCUGCUGAUCCAUUGUCGGGCUUUCGUAUGCCACCGAUUGGAAAUUGUCAAAAUAUGUCACAAUUUGGCUUAGGAACGGCAAAUUCUCACUGGGGUUACAGUUCGGCAAACUAUUCACCGUAUCUGACAAGCAGCGGACUAUCAACAUGCGGAACAACAUCGGCUGCACAAUUCAAUAAUCCCGCACUGGGAUUUAGCUGUUCGGCCACCGAUCAAGCAACCACACAAGAUUUUACGAACAAUGCACGUGAGUGUUUACCAAUGUUGCCGGAUUCGACGGCAAAUGAUUUAGAUCAGCAUCUGAGCAAUUUGGUUGGAACUAGUCCGAGCGGUCAAAUGACCGGAAAUCACGGAAGUUUAUCACAAGCUGCUAUAAAUGGAACAAAUCAUAUUCCACGCUACUUGGCCACAACAAAUGAUUACAAUUUACACACAAGCAACAAUGGUCCACGCAGUUUAAGUGAUUCAUCUCAAGCCGAAUCACCGGUACAAGAUGAUUUACUCACAUCAAACACACCAAACCUAGGGAAUGGCAACAAUGGUUCGGGCAAUGCCAAUACAAACGGUGGAAAUCUUUCGAACAAUACAAGUUCUGCGAUUGGUAACAAUCCAAAUUUCAUUAGUGGUGUGAAUCAAUCACAAAAUUCCUAUGGCACUGGCAGCAGUGGCGGUCCUGGAUGCAAUAGUUCUAUCUAUCCCGUAUUACCGGCCAGUUUGCUCUAUUCCCAAUUGUAUACGGCCGCAAACCAAACGCAUGGAUUUCAUUCACAUGCCGCACAAAACUCAAUGGUUCACGGUGAAUUACAGUCAGUGAUGGAGCACAUUACAACUGCAUCGGGUCGACAACAACAAAAUCUAAUGAUCGGCGGCACUGAUCUAACACACAUUGGAAAUUGUGGCAGCAGUGCACGAGCUGGCGAAGAUAGUGCACGACAAAUGGUCGUUCCACGUGCUCCACACCACACAGACAAUGGUAAUUCGGUAUGGAGGCCCUAUUAGUAUUGGCAUAUUGACUCUCACGGAGUCACAAAUCAAUAAAUGAUUACAUUUUGGCAAAAAACACAGCAUUAUUAUUGGCGAACAAAAAUCAAAACGAAAUUCAAAAUUAUUUCUUCUUCUUUUUUUUUUAAAAAAAAAAAAGCAAAAUCUGAUACCAACAUUUUUAGAUAAGUCAUGUAAGCUAGUCAGACGAAUAUCGUUGACAUCAUUUUCAUGGAUGGGAGAUCCAACAUUUGCUGUUUUUAUGUAAAUAAUAUGAAUGUUUUAUCACAAUUUAUUCUUUCCUAAAUAUUAAAAAAGAGCACCAUUUAAACGACGUUUUCAUUAGCAUUUCACAUAUAAUAUUCAAUUAAACAUUGAAAACAUUACACUCUGUACAUUUGAUUGAAGUUUUUUGAAGAACAAAACACACGCAUGGUAUCAUUUUCCUCUAUCCUUUAACAACAACACAUACUAUUUACUAUGUAUAUAAGUGACAAGAUACAAAUAGUGUGGAUUAUCUAGUCAAAAAUUGAUGCUGAACAAUUACUGUGUAUAGACAUAUAGUAUGCAUCAAUUUCAAUGUAGUUUUAACACGUUUAGAAUUAAUCGCAAGAUACUCUUUUUGCAGGAAAGUGACACUAUUGCUACUUUUUAAAUACGAAGGGUAGAAUUAUGAAGAAGAAAAUUAAUUUUUUUUAAAUGAAAUUAAACAGAAUCAUAUUUCAAAAAAGUUUUCAAAACAAAGUUCGAUUAUUGACGGUAGUUUGAAUGUGACAAUGUGCUAAUUUGACACGUUUUUCACAUUCGAAACUCACUUUCUCUGUGCUAUAAUACAAUUUAAUAGAUUAACAUGAAAUGAUAUUUGUAAUCAUAGCUUCUGACGUUGACGAUUAAAGGGAGGGUCAUUUCAAAAUUUUCCUAACAUCUAAAGGGGUAAUUUUCUAUUUGGUCUCUCACAAAUUCAAAAAUGCAUUAUUUGAUUUGUUCAUUCCUGGUGGGUUGUCUCAGAGAAUUUGGCUCAAAAAACCUUAGCAAAUUGAAAGAUUUUUCUCUUCGCCAAAAAACCAAUUGAAUAUUUUCUCCCGCUUCAGAAAGUGAAGAGCUAAAAAAGGGUCUUCACUUCUUUCGCGAAAAUCCCUAGCAAAUCGAAAGAAUUAUACUCAUUUGGAAAGGUGGAUGAUUAGAAGCUCAAAAAUUAUAAAAAGAAAAUGUCGAACAAAGUAUAAAGAAAAUUUAAGAAAUAAAAAGACGGAAGAAAGAGAUAUUAUCUAAUCGUUCUUGAAUGUAAUGUUGAAUUGAGUACGACAUACGAUUUCGACUCAUAUAGUUUUAAGGGACAAAGUUGCAAUAUUAUAACAACUUGUUAUUAACAAGUGAGAGUAAAACCGCCAUUAGUCCAAGAAAAAACAGCUCUGUCACAAACAUAAUCAUAAUAACAAAAUUGAAAAAAAAUAUAUAGUGUCCUAUUUUGGAUGUUUAUUGAAUCUAAUUGUAAUUAUAGUAAUACACACACACGUUCACAUUCAUUUUCACACUCACCAACAUUUUACUAAUCAUGGUUCAGUGUAUUUUGUAAGAAUAUCGUAAUAACUAUAUUCAAUUUCAUUGAAAUCCUGCAUAUUUGUCAAAGAAUAUACGAAUUAAGUAUUAAGUCAUACAAAAUAGCUAGAAUGAAAAUGAAAAAAGGGAUUUUCAUAGAAUUGCCCGAAAAUUCGAUGAACAUUUUGAAAUGAACAAUGAUAAUAAGGUGUUAAUUGAGAAAUUAGACAAACUACUUAGCACAGGUAUACAAGUAAUACUAAUUCAACUCAUCUUAGUAUGCAAUUUUAAAAGAAGCCAUCUGAAUGUGAAACAGUGUCCGGAAGACAUACAAAAACUCACACAUACACACACUUUUGAUGUAGAAACCAUAAAUUAAGCUCAAAAUUAAACAGAUCGGAAUUUAGAUGUA